Messenger RNA from Neolamprologus brichardi, 1885 nucleotides. It is a transcript of the gene ccdc15, whose product is annotated as coiled-coil domain containing 15. NCBI's taxonomy places the organism in Eukaryota, Metazoa, Chordata, Actinopteri, Cichliformes, Cichlidae. The record is from RefSeq and is a predicted model, not a curated record. Gene Ontology annotation, cellular component: centrosome.
CUCAAACAAACCAGUUGGUCUAGAUUGUGCACAGGUCCUCGUAACAGGUGCUUUAAAAUAUAUAUAUACCCACCCUAUAUUUUUAAACAGUGGAAUUCGUGCAUAAUAGAGUCGAUGUAUGUGCUGUGUCUGUCUGUAGUAAGCCCGCGUAAAAAUAUUACUAUCUGCGGGUUAGCACUGCUUGAAACGUUAGCCUGGUUACCAGGCUACCAAUGAAUGCUAACCGGGUUAUAGCUCCUAAAAACGGCAGGAACAAAGCUCCAGUCGGGCGGAUGAAGGAACACCGAGCCUUCAGAGCCAGCAGAGUGCUGGCUGAGAGGAACCAGGCGGUGGUGGCGGUGGGAGCCUGGGUGGAGGGCGGACAAGACUUCGUGGAGCAUCCGGCUGCUCUUGCUUUGCUGACUGAUGAGCUACAGGCAGAGAAAAGGAGGGAGAACGAAGAGAGCCUUCAGCGUUUUCAGGAUGAAGUGCGCCACCGUGUGGCACAGAAAGCACAUUUGUUCAAGAAGAGACAGCAGCUGCAGACAGAUCCAGUGGUGACACCUGACACGCGAGUCAUCUGGACCCAUCAUGAAGGUGAGACAGUGAGAACUGCUGCACAGCAAAGGGUGAUGGAGAGGAGACCUCAGGAGUCUGCUGAAGGCAUGAGGCAGGUCAGACUCAGACUGGCUGCCUGUCAGGUGAUGCAGCAAGAGGAAACAACGUCAGAACUUCCUGGAGGCAGCUGGAACAUCUCUCAAACGAGACAUAAAGCAGAAUCUCAUGCUCUGGGAGCAGAGGAGGAUGCUCUAGGAGAGGAAGAUGAUGUUGUCUUCACCAGUCGACAUGAAUGUCCACUUGUUCAACAGAAGGGAAGUGAACGUCCACUGUGGAAUCCUGAACAAUCACAACCUGAUUCGGGAUUCACAUCCAGCUUCAGAAUCUGGCCUCUGACUGACCAAGAAGAACUGAAAAGACAGCGCCAGUCUCAGUUCCUGAUGCACCGCCGCUUGGCCAUGAACAUCGAGAGAGAGCAAGUGAAGGAGAACAAGCAGCACAGGAAGCACCUGAAACAGACAGCAAGGAUCAAAGCAGAGAAAGAACAGAUGCGUCUGGAGGAGGAGAGGAAGCUGGAGAGAGUUCGACAGCUCGCAGAGGCCAGGCAGAAGCUGGAGGAGAGGGAGCUGCUGAUUCUGGAGCGACUAAAGCUUGAGGAGGAGGAGGAGAGAGCUGUGGAGCUACAGAGGAGGAAAAGAGAGGAGAAAGGCAAAGUAGCUGCUAGGUUCAUUGAAGCUCUGAGAGCUCAAAUGAAGGAGCGAAUGUCUCAGGCGAAACUGGAGCUCCCUCCUCUCUGCUGCUGUGCGUCCUCGUUCUGGGACUCCCACCCCGACACCUGCGCUAACAACUGUGUUUUCUACAAUAAUCCCAAAGUGUAUGCCCAGGCCCUACAUUCAGCGUUGGCGAGUUUGGAUUUGCAGUAAAAGGAAGCUGAUGUCUGCCUAAAGGUCCGGUCUCAGAUUUUGGAAAAUCUUGUGUACGUUUUCUAGCCUACGUUCAGAUCAGUGCUCUCGCUCAGCACUGAGGAGUCCAGGACACGUUGAGCCUCCACAAUAGAAGAGAUUUAUAUGUUUCAGUUUAUUGUUGUCUUCCAGAAGUAAAAUCGUACGUUUCACGUAUGAUUUGGUGCACAGAUUGUUUUCUAAAUGAGCAAUAACAAACAUGAUGUUUCUCUUUGCCUUUGACUCCUGUCUUUGCCUGUUGCGUUAUUAUUAUCUUCACUUUCCCCAGAUCUUUGAUUUUAAUACUUGGAAAUCUGAUCAUGUUGUCACUGAACAGUCAGAUUCCUAUAUUUAUUCUGCUGGUUGUGAAGAAUGACAUGGAGUAUAAAAUUUCCUUUUGAACUCUU